AUGAAUGACUUUCAGAUAAAGACCAAUAGAAUAUCUUCAACAGCCCCAACAACACCUUGUGUUGCAGCCAAACAUUUCAAUCUACUUUAUGACAGUAGUCUUCAACAGCUGCAGCAACAAGAAGAGCAAGAUUCAUUUAAUAUUCCUUCUCUUCAUGAUUUAAUCCACAACUCAACCACUUCUUUGGAUAAAGAUGCAACUACACAAAGCAACAACGCCAAGUAUGUAACUCCACCUCAUCCUGCUGCUAAUAAUAAUAACAAUCCAAAGAUUACCCUUCAAUCAUUUAACAAUUAUCUAGCUUCAAUCCACUGUCAAGAGAAUUUACAAUUUAUUCUUGAAUUGAACAAGUACCUAACUUCUUCCAUUAAUGAUAAAACUCAAUCACUUACCCACUGGCAACACAUUUAUUCCAAAUUCUUAAUUUCUGAAUCGGAUUGGGAAGUUAAUUUACCGGGUCGUUUAAGUUCAAACUUACAUUAUGCCCAAUACCCAAAUGAAUCAGUAUUACAAAAUUGCGAACUGUAUAUCAUCAAUGAGCUUUUACAAAAUUUAUACCAUGAAUAUUUGAAAACUGUCACCUGGAAUAAAUGUGGAUUAUAUAGACGAAGAUCGGUGGCUUUAUGUUCUUGUCCUUUGAGGAAAAACAGUGCAAGCAGCACUAGCAAUAGUCAUUUUUUAGCUGAAUCUGAUAACAACAUCAUCAAUGACAACGACAACAGCAAUGACAGCAGCACCAGCAAGAAUAUCUCGGCCAAUUUCAAUUCUAAUAUACUGCCUUUGCAUGUUAAACCUACAAUUGAUACUACCACUAUUAUUGAACACCAGGGUCCUUUAACUCCACCUUAUUCACCUCCUCCAUAUUUGCAACAGCAGCAACAGCAGCAACAGCAACAGCAACAGUCAACAGUACUGCUGCAAUACCUAAACUUGCCAACUUCUGCGCUGUCAUCUCAAUCACAACCACAUUCACUGUUGAGUCGUCAUAUUUCGUUCUUUAGCAAGAACAAUAAGAGACGCCACAGUAAUAAUAGCAAUAAAUCUACGACCCACAAAUACCACGACCAUCAUAGUAGCCACAGCCACAAAAACACCAACAACAGUGCUAAUAACAGCCGCAAAAACAGCCAAAGCAAGAGUGCUGACUAUAAGUCAGCAGUAAUGAUUGAUGGUUACGAUUACUACUCCAUACCUGCUGAGUUUGAAAAUGACUAUAGCAGUAUCAUAUCAUCAACAUCUAAAUCUUCGGCUUCAUCAUCUUUAGCACCACCAGCUCACCCACCUACAUCCAGCUCGCAUCCACCAUCAAUAUGUUCCAAUUUGGGCUCAGAUGCAUUAUCUUCUUCCUCAUCAACAUCUUCCAAAGUGUCUGCUUUUGGUGAAGAUGGUGCUGGUGCUACUGGUUCAUAUUCGUCAUCACCCAAGCAAACAGCAGAUACACCAAGAACGUCAAGGAAUAAUUCAAGCAGUUCAAAGUCAAGCUCUUCGGGUAGUAAUCACUACAAGAGUAUAUCCUCGCCCAUAGCUUUGGUCACUAGUCCUGGAGGUACUGGUACAGGCGGAAGCAUACACAAAAUUGUUGAUAAUUCGAUGAAUUAUUUCAACAAGAUGAAGAAAUUUAAAUUUAAAAGAAGUAACCACGAAGAGGGAGAAGAUGAGGAUGAAUGA
Messenger RNA from Lodderomyces margitis, 1668 nucleotides. RefSeq names its product regulator of G-protein signaling domain-containing protein. Lineage: Eukaryota; Fungi; Ascomycota; Pichiomycetes; Serinales; Debaryomycetaceae. The record is from RefSeq and is a predicted model, not a curated record. The coding region runs from base 1 to 1668 and encodes 555 amino acids. The transcript has a single exon.